AUGGAAGUUAAAGAUAGAUGCUGGAAUGCUGAGAUCCUUAGUUUAUAUGAAGCCGCAAACUGCUUAGAUGAGGAUUUAGCCAUUCGGGGGUCAGAGUUGCGUGAGUCAGUUGAGGGUGAGGAUAGGAAAGAAGAUGAGUUUUUAGCAAAACUUGCAGAGGCUGAAACCCCCUUGUAUCCAACGUGUUCGAGUCAUAGCAAGCUAUCAGCUGUAGUUUCAUUGUUCAGGAUUAAGUCUCAGAAUGGGUGGUCAGACAAGAGCUUUGAUGACUUACUGCAAACUUUGCCGAACAUGUUACCUGAAGACAAUGUGCUGCACACAUCAACUUAUGAUGUCAAGAAGUUUUUGAAAUCUUUUGAUAUGGGAUAUCAAAAAAUUCAUGCUUGUGUGAACGACUGCUGCUUAUUUAGAAAGAAGCUGAAGACGGCUGAGAGUUGCCCAAAAUGCAAGGCGUCUAGAUGGAAGACCAACAUGCAUACUGGUGAAAUCAAGAAGGGUGUUCCACAGAAGGUUUUGAGAUACUUUCCAGUAAUACCUCGCCUGAAAAGGAUGUUCAGAUCGGAGCAACUUGCAAUGGAUUUACGAUGGCAUUUCAAUAACAAGAGCAUAGAUGGGAAACUGCGCCAUCCAGUAGAUUCUGUUACUUGGCAGUCAAUGAAUGACAAGUAUCCGGCGUUCGCAGCGGAGGAGAGGAACUUGCGACUUGGGCUUUCAACAGAUGGGUUUAAUCCCUUCAGUAUGAAGAACAGCCGAUACAGUUGUUGGCCUGUGUUACUGGUGAAUUACAACAUUGCUCCUGACUUAUGUAUGAAGGAGGAGAACAUAAUGCUCAGUCUGCUGAUUCCAGGACCCCAUCAACCAGGCAAUAGUAUAGAUGUAUACUUAGAACCUCUGAUAGAAGAUUUAAAACAUCUGUGGUGCAUAGGCGAGUUAACAUACGAUGCAGUUAGUAAGACAACCUUUACGCUUAAGGCAAUGCUUCUUUGGACUAUUAGUGAUUUCCCCGCAUAUGGGAAUCUUGCUGGUUGUAAAGUGAAGGGUAAGAUGGGUUGUCCUAUAUGCGGGAAGCACACAGAUAGUUUGUGGCUGAGUAAUAGUAGGAAAUUUGUAUUUAUGGGCCACCGGAAAUGUUUGCCUCCCUUACAUAGUUUCAGAGGAAAGAAGACUUGGUUUGAUGGGAAAACUGAACAUGGGACAAAGGGAAGGAUACUGACGGGUAGGAAUGUCUCAUUUGUGCUGAGAAAUUACAAUAAUGUGUUUGGUAACAGAAAACAGUCUGGGAAACAGAGAGCUACUCGAGUUGACAUACCAUCUGAUAACGAGGAGGAACUAAUUGAAUCUGAUGAAGAUGAAGAUAUAGGAUAG
Brassica napus (rape) is the source of this 1365-nucleotide messenger RNA. RefSeq lists its product as uncharacterized. The transcript has a single exon. The coding region runs from base 1 to 1365 and encodes 454 amino acids. The record is from RefSeq and is a predicted model, not a curated record. Lineage: Eukaryota; Viridiplantae; Streptophyta; Magnoliopsida; Brassicales; Brassicaceae.